GGCGUCAGGCCCGGCCCCGGGGCGGGAGCGGGGCCCGCCCCGGCGUGAGGGCCGCUGCUGGGCGGAGAGAGGAGAGGAGAGGAGAGGGGAGGCCGCCGUCAUGUUGUGCGGGGGUGCCUCGGCGACCCAGCCCGCCACCAGCGAGACCCAGAAGAUCGCCGACGAGGUGAAGCCUCAGCUAGAAGAAAAGGAAGGGAAAACCUUUGAUGUCUUCACUGCAGUGGAGUUUAAGGCUCAGGUGGUUGCUGGAACAAACUACUUUAUCAAGGUCCAUGUUGGAAACGAUGAGUUUGUGCACCUGCGGGUGUUCAAAAGCCUUCCUCAUGAGAAUAAGCCACUGAGUCUCCAUGGAUACCAGAGCAGCAAGACGAAGCAUGAUGAACUGACUUAUUUCUAGCAAACUUAUGUGUCUUCCUAAUGAUUUCUUAUGUAUAUUUUCUAUAGGCUGCAAAAUGUUGAUUCCUGUUCUAACAAAGAACAAGAAAUAUCUUUUUUUUUUUUUUUUAACAAAACUGGAAAGAAAAUCCAUUUCUCUCAUGCCAUUUUCUUACUGUGCAAUAUCUAAAUGAAUCACAUAGCUCUCCCUUCACCUUUUGCUAAUGCAAACCCAAGUAGCUGCACUGGCUACAGUGCACCUCAACCAGAAUAUUGUGCCUGAGUUGUGUUUGUGGACUUCCCUGGUCUGGAAGUUGCAGGGGAGUGACAUUAGCACUCGUGGAAGGUAGACUUGAACAGAAAUGAUUUUGAAAGCAAGAGAAACAGGAAUACUGUAGUCUUUGGAACAUUCCCUUAAUCAUGUUUAUCCUCUUGCAGCAGCAGAUAAUGUAAUGUCCAGUAGAGGGUGUAUGAGUUUAAAAAAAAAUCGCUUAUUUUCUGAGUCCUAAGAAGAAGUCCUAGAAAGGAAUUUGACCUGUACAAGCAUUUCUGCAUUAAUAACAAUAAAUAUUUCUCUCGAAUUUAGAUGGUAUAUUUCAUUGGCAUUUCUCUGUUUUCUUUACUGCUUUUUCAAUACUGGUUGCUAUCUUGCUCCGUUUUUUUCUGUGAGCCUUUUUCAGAUUCCAAAUGACUAAAUCAUAGAAUCAUUUAAACUGAAAAAGACUUGUAAGAUCAUCUGGUCCAACCUUUAACCUAAUGUUGCCAAUUCCAUCAUUAAACCGUGUCACUAAGCACA
Messenger RNA from Cygnus olor (mute swan), 1171 nucleotides. Its product is annotated as cystatin-B-like. Gene Ontology annotation, cellular component: cytosol. Lineage: Eukaryota; Metazoa; Chordata; Aves; Anseriformes; Anatidae. Bases 101 to 397 code for a protein of 98 amino acids. The record is from RefSeq and is a predicted model, not a curated record. The transcript has 3 exons. Gene Ontology annotation, molecular function: cysteine-type endopeptidase inhibitor activity.